Molecule: messenger RNA, 1224 nt
Organism: Oncorhynchus masou masou (cherry salmon)
Lineage: Eukaryota; Metazoa; Chordata; Actinopteri; Salmoniformes; Salmonidae
Product: regulator of G-protein signaling 5-like
Exons: 5
Coding region: 96-686 (196 amino acids)
Source: RefSeq, a predicted model, not a curated record
AUAGCAUUACAUUCUUGUAGGCGACAGCAGAACUUGAGGACAGACCUUUUCGCAGAGUGAUUCUACAGACAAACUAAUAGUGUUAGGCUUAGAGAAUGUGUAAAGGGUUUGCAGUCUUACAGCAAACAUGUCUUGAGAGGGCUAAACAUAUCAAGGUGAAGUUUGGUACCCUGCUCCAGAGGCCUGACCAUGAACACACUGAGAACGUCAUCCCCUUUCAGAAGAAACCUGAGAACGUAAUCCCUCUUCCACAGAAACCUGAGAGAUGUCUGGAGACGCCUCCGAAGUAUGACAGACCAUCAAGAGCGGAAGCAUCGCAGUGGGGGAAGGCCCUGGACAAUGUACUGACCAACAACUAUGGCCUGGCUACUUUCAGGGGCUUCCUGAGGUCAGAGUUCAGCGAGGAGAACAUUGAGUUCUGGCUAGCCUGUGAGGACUACAAGAGGACCAGAGAAACAAGCAAAAUGGCAGCCAAGGCUAAGAGGAUUUAUAAGGAGUUUAUACAGACCGGGGCCCAUUGGGAGGUGAACAUUGACCACAUCACCAAGGACGUAACAGUAAGGAACUUGGGCCGACUGACUCCUAUGACCUUUGACCUAGCCCAGAGACAGGUCUUUGCCCUCAUGGAAAAAGAUUCAUACAGGAGGUUCCUCAAAUCCAACCAAUACCAGGAGAUUAUAAAGUAGAAAUUCAAACACUGGCUAGAGUCGUGUCAUCAGACUGAUUGGUUGGUUGAUUGAUUGAUUGAUUGAUUGAUUGACUUGAUUUAUCAAUCAUGUCAUCAGACUGAUUGGAGGGUUCGUUGGGUAAAUGACUGAUUUAUUGAUUGGUCUGUUAGUCAUUUUUUGGAAUCUGAUAUUUAAAUCACACACUAGCACCUAUUUACCUGAACCAUUAUUCAACUGAUACAGUAUCUAAAGGAAAUAAAUAUUACACGCAAAACACAUUUUUUUUAAGUCUUCAUUUUAGCACUGCAAUGUAUAAAUGAAUACUUCAGAAAUAUGACGAAGAGUGUGUGUGUGGUUUGAGGAAGGAUGAGGAGACAAUGCAGUGACAAGACAAGUUAACCACUAUUCACAUGACUAACUAUGCACACCACCAACAGAUGGUAUAGUGAGUACAUCAGAGCUUUACCUGACAUGCAUGACACACCUCUGAAAAUAGAAAGUGUUUUCAUUCAUUCAAUUCAUUCAAUCUGCAAUAAAAAAAAAACAUGUCAAGCUA